Molecule: messenger RNA, 1498 nt
Organism: Panicum virgatum (switchgrass)
Lineage: Eukaryota; Viridiplantae; Streptophyta; Magnoliopsida; Poales; Poaceae
Exons: 3
Coding region: 290-1306 (338 amino acids)
Biological process (GO): modification-dependent protein catabolic process; protein ubiquitination
Cellular component (GO): nucleus; cytoplasm
Molecular function (GO): protein tag activity; ubiquitin protein ligase binding
Source: RefSeq, a predicted model, not a curated record
UUCGUUUCUUCACGUCGGCGCCUGAAGCCAUCAUCCCCAACAGCUUUAUUCCCCCGCCACCAUCAUGCGCGCGAUGCCUGGCCCUGGCCCUGGCCCUGGCCCUGGCCCUUGUGCCAGCCGAGCCCUUCGUGCGCGUCCCCUCCAUCAGUGACCUGUCGCUAUUAUUUUUUUUUUCUGCCCAAACUUCUUCUUCUUCCCCGACGCCGCCGCCUUGAUUACCUCCGAUCCGCCAGCGUAGGUCCUCGCAUCCGUGUUGAACGCGCGCGCGCGCGCGCUGCCAGCUUGCGCCAUGAGACCUGCCGCGCCGUUCGGCGAUCGUGCUGCAGGCUGCCGCCGCGGGCUGAAUGCACCGCCAGCUGCCGCCGCGGCGACGAUGAGGGUCAUGGUGCGGACGCUGCGCGGGGAGCGGGUGGCGCUGGACGUCGACGGCGCCGCCACGGUGGCGCGGCUCAAGGGCAUGGUCAUGGCCCGGGAGGGCGUCGCGGCCGACGCGCAGCGGCUCUUCUUCGCCGGCCGCCACCUCGACGACGACGCGCUGCCCCUCGCGCACUACGGCGUGCGCCACGGCUCCGUCGUCUUCCUCAGCCUCCGCCUCCGCGCCGGCGAAGAAGCCGGCGCCUCGCAGCAGGAGACGACGCGUGACGUGCAACUGCAGCCAGAGCAGCCUGCUGUGACCGUGAGGCAACUGAUCAACGAGCAGCAGCAGCAGCUGAUGCUUUUCGACGACGACCACGGCCGCGCCGCCGCCGAGGAGGCCAUCAUCAAGAGGAAGCCGGUGUCGCGGCGCUCGCUCCGGAAGAUCCUCUCGCGGCUGCACGUGGACGUGUGGACGGCCCAGCACGACGCCAAGUUCCUGGACCUGCUGCUGCGGCACACGCGCGGCGGCGGCGGCCAUACCGUGGACGACCUCACCGCGGGCGACUGGCGGGCCAUCCGCGCCGAGCUGAACGCGGCCACGAGGUCCGCGUUCCCCGUCGAGGAGCUGCAGCGGCGGCUGGCCGAGUUCCGGCGCGAGUUCGAGGCCGUGAGCCGGAUCAAGGACCACCACGGGUUCAUCUACGACGCGCGCCGCCGGGUCGUCGUCGCCACGGAGGCCGAGUGGAAGCGCUACGUGCUGGAGAACCCCGAGGCGGUGGCGUACGAGGGGAGGAGCCCGCACUUCGGUCGCCUCCGAGCGAUCUUCUCCGGCGCCGGCGGCGGUUCGGAGACGCGUGGGCGCGGCGGGGCCGCGAGGAGCCGUGCGUCGCGGGCGCAGAGAUGCCUCAGCAAACUGCUUCGCAGCUUCGGGCUCCGGUGUAAGUUGUAAAAGGAGUUUUUCUUUUUCACACUGUUGUAGCCGUGUAGCCGAUUCAUAUGUAUGCUGGCCUGGCUGAUACGCGAGAGACCAGUGGCUAGUGCUCCAUUGCGCGCAUCUUGUACAGGAACACCGCCGUACCGCACUUUCUCCUGUUUAUCUCGUGCGUCUCAGACUUCUAGUGAUCGGUGUUCAUCGUCUUGU